Messenger RNA from Solanum dulcamara, 1867 nucleotides. RefSeq names its product pectinesterase-like. Bases 203 to 1867 code for a protein of 554 amino acids. Gene Ontology annotation, molecular function: pectinesterase inhibitor activity; pectinesterase activity. The record is from RefSeq and is a predicted model, not a curated record. Gene Ontology annotation, biological process: cell wall modification. The transcript has 2 exons. NCBI's taxonomy places the organism in Eukaryota, Viridiplantae, Streptophyta, Magnoliopsida, Solanales, Solanaceae.
CACUUAACAGCCUCCUCUUUUUCUUAGACCAUUUCAUAUCCUCACAUCUUUAACAGAAACAAACUAUAAAUAGCUUCUCCAUAUUUAGGAAAUACAUCUUUCAGAGCCAAGGGGCGUGUACCCUCUCUAAUAAGAAAUCCCCAAAAGCUCUCGAUCAAUAAAACUAAAUACAUAAAGUAUAAAAAGAGAAAAUUUAAAUAUUAUGGCUAAAAAAAUAGUCAUUUCUGGCAUAGCCUCAAUUCUUGUGGUGGCUUGUGUGGUUGCAGCAUGUACCACCAUUAGCAAAAAGAACGCAAGCGAUUCAUCAAGUGGUGGUGGUGGUGGUGAUGGUGCUAGCAAUAGUGAUAUUUCAACCUCUACAAAAUCUGUAAAAGCAAUAUGUCAAUCUACUGAUUACAAAGAAACUUGUGAGAAGAGUCUUGCAUCAGCCAAGAACACUAGUGACCCAAAGGAACUUAUAAAAGUUGCAUUUGAAUCAACCAUAUCUGACAUAAAAAAUGCCAUAAAAAAUACUGACUUGAUCAAGCAUGCAGCCAAAGAUCCUAGAACCAAAGAGGCUCUAACAACUUGUGAAGGUCUUCUUGAUGUGUCUAUUGAUGAUCUAAGAAGAUCUUUUGAUAAAGUUGGCACCUUUGAUAUCAGCAAGAUCAAGGAUUAUACUGAUGAUCUAAAAACAUGGAUUAGCGCUUCGAUUACUUAUCAAGAAACAUGCUUAGAUGCUUUUCAGAACACAAGUGGUGACACUGGUGAGAAAAUGAAGAAAUUGUUAAAGACUGCAGGGGAGCUUACUAGCAAUGGCCUUGCUAUGAUUACUAGCUUUGGUGACAUGCUCACUAACAUGAACAUCCCUGGCAUUAGCCGCCGAUUAUUGACAACUGACUACACAUCAUUCGUUGAAGAAGGUUCUCGUAGGCUUCUUCAAGUUUCUAAUACCAAACCUAAUGCUGUGGUUGCUCUAGAUGGUAGUGGACAAUUCAAGACCAUCAAAGAAGCCCUUAAAGCUGUGCCCCCAAAGAACACUCAGCCCUAUGUCAUCUUAAUCAAGGCAGGUGAAUAUAAGGAGAUGGUUGAUAUCCCAAGAGGCGUGACAAACGUUGUGUUUAUUGGCCAAGGCCCAACCAAGACCAAGAUUACUGGCAACAAGAACUUUGCUGAUGGCACUACCACUUUCCAUACCGCCACCGUUGCCGUGAAUGGAGAUGGUUUCGUAGCAAGGGAUAUCGGAUUUGAGAACACAGCAGGAGCAUUGAAGCACCAAGCUGUUGCACUCCGUGUAUCAGCAGACAAGACAGUUUUCUACAACUGUAACAUUGAUGGAUACCAAGACACUCUGUACACUCAUUCCUACAGACAAUUUUACAAGGACUGUUCCAUCUCAGGAACCAUCGACUUCAUCUUUGGUGAUGCAUCUGCUGUGUUCCAAAACUGCAAGAUGAUUGUAAGGAAACCAGGUAACAACCAAGCUUGUAUGGUGACUGCUCAAGGUAGAAAAGACCAUCGUGGGGUCGGUGCAAUCGUAUUGAGGAACUGUGAAAUCAGGGCUGAGCCAGCAUUCACAAGCACUAAGCCACCAAUCAAAGCCUAUCUUGGAAGACCAUGGAAGGAGUAUUCGAGGACAAUUAUAAUGCAAACUUAUAUCGACGCGUUCAUUGAUCCUGAAGGAUGGGCACCAUGGAAUGGUAACUUUGCUCUAAACACACUGUAUUAUGCAGAGUAUCAGAACAAGGGACCAGGUGCAAACACUGAUAAAAGAGUUAAAUGGGGAGGUUACAAGAAAAGCAUUUCACCACAGGAAGCUGAAAAAUAUGCUCCUAAUAUCUUCAUUGAUCAAGGUAGCUGGAUUAAGAACACUGGUAUUUCCUAUUGA